AUGGAUUAUUCUUCAGCUCCAGCGCACAAUGGUCAGAGACCUACCAUACCGUCGCAAAGCAGCAACGGUCGGAGUUAUCAGACGGCUCAGACGGGUCCACGGCAUGAUGCUGGACCGGCGCAGCAACAGCCCGCGACUGCGGUCCAGCAAAACGCUAUCCUCCCGCCCAUAGAUCCACGAGCGUUCGGCUUCAGCGAAGCGCAACUGUUGGCUAUGCUGAGCCACAUCCAAGCCCAGGCGCAGAGUGGCAUCGUGCCUCCUCCGCCGUUUGCGCCAUCCUUCCUCGGUACGAAUACAUUACCCAUCCUUCCGCCGCCGCCGCCUCCUCCGAUCCUGCCAUCCGUCGCGCCACCCCGCAACGUGCAGGCAAUCUCGUCCUCGUCGCCCCGUCAUGCUCAAACACAACCGCAGCCUCAGAGCUCGCAGGUUCUUGCACCCCGAGCUGCCCUGCCUGCGAACAACAGGGUUGCGGAGAUUAUGGAAGCAGAUAGGGAAGAAGGCGAAGCUCCAGGCUCCCAGAUCAUCCAGGCCACCAACGUAUGGCCAGUCAAGGGAGGUUUCACCGACGUAAUUCUGACAAACUGGAGUUCUCUUCGACCGGCCGAGGCCACGACCAGUAUGUACCCGAUCAGCGUCAUGAACAAACGCGACCAGAUCGAGGGGCGAGGCCUCUGCCCCGGCGAAACAGCUCUCUUCGCGAUAAUCCCAGUAUUCCUCCGGCCAGCCGAUCAGACAAUUCCGGUCCUCGUCACACAAACGGGAGUGCGGACACCAUCAAGCAAUGCGAACAAAGUUCGAUCAACAGAUGAGUCCGCUAUCUCAAAAACCCUUGCCAACCUUCAGCUUCUACUCUCGAACCCAGGAACUCCUGCACUCGACAAAAAUCAAGUGUGCCAAUCAGAGGAAGAGGUUCGCAAACAGGUCAAGAGCUUCAUUACGGCGUUGCAUCAGAGCAACAUCGGAUAUCCGAAUCUAGUCCAAGAGACUGAUCUCAGCCUCUCCGACGCGCAGCUACAACUGCUGCGCCAGCUAUAUGACGAGGCAAAACUCCCCUCACUAGCUCAAAUCCCCGAGGCCGCAACAAUAUCUGAUGAGAAGGUUCCAUCCCAGCCGACGGAUGCGCAACCGAAUCAAACUGUUCGUGGUCCGACAGAGGCCGCUCUUAGAAAGACUCCGACCGUGCCGCCUUCUCUCGACGCUUCAGCAAAGGUACCGCAGGUUACUGCACCGCCUCCUGCGUCGACCACUGUCACAGCAUUAGUGGGUACAGCCGCCUCCAAGCCUACCGUCUCUGCACAGUCGGGUGCAAGGGCUCCAGUUGGUCCUAUGAAACCUGCAACUGCAGGAACGAAACCGGCCAUGGACCGCCAAGAAUAUCUUGCGCGCCUCUUGGCGGCGAGAAGCGGUAAGUCUGCAUCAGGGACGAAAGCCGUAGCUCAGCCGGAUGCUCCAACCCUGCCGAGACAGGAGCUCAGUCCCCAGGCCGUACCUCCAGCCCAGCAAGCUUCUGCUUUGCCGGAGCAUGAAAACAGAGUGUCCUCUAAUGGCCCUAUUGCACCGCAAAGCAAUCUCGCUGGGCCAUUACCAUCGACGGCACUAGCAUCACCCCACGUGGAUGCGUUAGCCAUACAGAAGAAGAAAGCUCAGACGGAACUGGCUCGUCGAAGGAUGGAGGAAUUGGCUGCAAAGAAGAAGUUAGCUGCAAAUUUGGCUGCAACGGCUAAUCCCCUACCGCCGGCAAGCACGAGUAUUCCUGCAGAUACCGCUACCUCGCUGUGGACCUCUUCCGCGGCUGGUGCAACAGACUCGGUGUCGGCGACUGAAGAACCAUGUAGCCCCCCCACACCAUCUGUUACGGAUGCAACGACCGAGCCACCUACUGCAGUACAUUCGCCGCCUCGGUCGCCUCAGAUCCCAACUCCGGUUACAGUCGAACGCGCUCCGUCACAGUUUGGUAAGCCUUCGUUUCCGGUAAUUCCUGGCUUGUUCAUAGCCAACAAUGCUCCACUGCCCAUAAUGGCUACUCAACAGACGAGUGGUACCCCUAAUGUUUCAGCCACGGGUCUCGCCGUUUCCAACAAAGGCAGGAAGCGACCUGUUGCAUCAGACUUCGACGAUCUCGGCCCAGCUUCGUUGCUGGCCGCAUCUAAACGUCCUUUUGGGCAGGAGCGAUUCCACCAGAGCAAUGAAGCAUUGAUCAUUGAAGCCAGUGAUGACGAGACUGUUGAGAGUGCUAUGGACAUGGACGAAGAGGAAGAAAAGUCCGGUGCUGCGGCGACCACCAAUUCUAUGCUCACCACCAUUUCGGUUGUCAAGGCCACAAUGAAAGAAAGCACCCUUCGGAGCUCAGGACAGUUGACUAAUCUCUCUCUACCUCAAACGCCAAUUGUCCGGCCGGGCUCCGCCGUAUCCAACUCGGCUGUCAACACGCCUUCUGCGGAUCCUGAGCAUGUUAGGCGGAAAGAAGAAGAAAUAGCUGCUAUGAAGAAGAAAAUCGCGGAGCUUGAACAACGUCGGAAAGCCAAGGCACUUAGUGCUAGCCGAGGUCAGACACCUGGGACGCCAGCACCGGCAGCGGUUAUACCCUUAAUGUCGCACAAGCCACCUGCACGGCUUGAAGGCCAGGCAGGCAGCGCCUCAGCCUUAGUCGUCGAAUCUACUACCGCAACCGUUGCCAAUGACCCCCCAGAGCCGGUACCUGCUCGCCAGGAUCGUCAGAUCACUCCUACAGCGACUGCAAUACAGGAAAGGGCCGCCUCUAUCGAUCUGAACUCUCCAUCGAUGAGAACGCCCGACUGGCGGACCCGGCGGCGAGCUGAGAUAGAGUCGGGACAAGCCGCCUUGAAUGCUGAUAUUGCUAGCAAAAAAGCCAGGUUUGAGCAGCUGAAGCUCGAAAUGGAGCGCUACGAGCAAAUGAAACGUGAAAUGGAGCAGCUGGAAGCCGACACGCAGCGAGAGGAGCAGGACAAAGCCAAGUUGUUGGAGGAGCUCCAAGCACUUGAUGUCGAUACGGCUGGCCUAUCGCACCAGGAACUUCAGGCUAAGAAGGACGAAAUAGUUCAGCAGCGGAGUGAGGACGCUGCCACUGCUAGUCUGAUUGAUUCUCAAGAGACUCGGCAGUCCACUUCCGGAGUUCCGUCAGUUGCUGCGGAUGACUCGGCAGAGGAAGCCGCUGUUACCAGUGGUGCGCAUUCUGAUCGAUUCCCUGAGGAGACUAAGACCCACGCUAUCGAAGCUUCAGCAAUAGCACAGAACACUGAGGACGAAUCAAUUAGCGAAGGUCAAAUCGCCAAUUCGGACACUUUCGACGAUGUUAUGGACUUGUCGAGUGAAGCUGAUGGCGGCGAAGGUAACAUCAGUACGAAUUCGCCGCCGCGGGUCACUCAACCUGUGUCCAAAUUCUCAUCUGCAGAAGGAAGCUACAGUCCGGACGACCGAGCCAUCUCCGUUGCCCAGUUCGAGUCUGUAGAUGAGGAAAUGGCGGAUGAAGGUGAUCCUGUUCCGCUCACUUCAGAGCCAGAGGAAGGCAUGGCGGCGCAGCAGCCAACGACUGGCGAGUCUUCCAUCGCUGUUCCAACAAGCCUGGAGCGAUCAGGCUCUGUCUCGCAAGAGGAGGGCGAGAUGGACACAGAGAGCGAUACCUCAGACGAGCCCGAGGAGUACGAACCUCCAGACGCCGUUAUCGCGGAGCCGAAUGACGACUCGUCACUCAUCAGUUCUGACGACGACUUCUACGAACCCGCGGACGCCCCUCCAACAAUGCCCCCUGCCACCAAUUCCACUUUAGUGCACACUGUGGUUUCUACCAUUUCGGCUCAUCCGCCUGUCUCAGAUUCAGACACUCCGAGUAUCGCACUUGCUGACGAUCUAGCUUCUGAACUACAACCUGAACUGGAACAGGCCUAUUUUGCACCAUAUGAAAGCGCACUGAAGUCCUUCAAAGCCUACCGCUACCAUCCGCACUACUCCCAAGAUGUGUCCGGCGGCUUCCGCUCCUUGACUUACAGCCAUCAGAUUAAUGCUGAGAAGCCGCUAUGCAAGUACGAAGCAGCUGGAGGCGUCUGCAACGACCAACAGUGCCAAGACCAGCACUUCCGAAGCAUGCAGCUUAGUGAUGACAAAAUCCUCGUACAGCUCGGUACCACGAAUCCGGGCCGUACUCCCGAAGAAAAGCACCAGUGGACCGAGGGCUUGAAGCUUGUGCUCAAAGACCUGAGGCAGUUGAAUACGCGUGACCCGGACGUCGUCGCUACUGCUAUUGCCAAUUACCGCCGUCAGUUUCUGAAGGACCCCUCGAGGGUGCUCGUUUUGUGA
Coniosporium apollinis CBS 100218 is the source of this 4314-nucleotide messenger RNA. RefSeq lists its product as uncharacterized. The coding region runs from base 1 to 4314 and encodes 1437 amino acids. Gene Ontology annotation, cellular component: nucleus; exosome (RNase complex). The record is from RefSeq and is a predicted model, not a curated record. NCBI's taxonomy places the organism in Eukaryota, Fungi, Ascomycota, Dothideomycetes. The transcript is spliced from 7 exons.